Messenger RNA from Drosophila willistoni, 2007 nucleotides. It is a transcript of the gene P5CDh2, whose product is annotated as delta-1-pyrroline-5-carboxylate dehydrogenase, mitochondrial. The record is from RefSeq and is a predicted model, not a curated record. Gene Ontology annotation, cellular component: mitochondrial matrix. Gene Ontology annotation, molecular function: L-glutamate gamma-semialdehyde dehydrogenase (NAD+) activity. NCBI's taxonomy places the organism in Eukaryota, Metazoa, Arthropoda, Insecta, Diptera, Drosophilidae.
AUGAUGUCCAGGGUGGCUCAUGGCAUUGCUUUAAGUAAGCGGUUAAGACUUCUGAUGCACGGGGUUUUAGCAAAAUGCGGACCAAUCAACAAUCGACUACUUUUGAAAUCGUGGGCGCGUGCAUCUAGCAGCCCACCAACGCUAAGUAAAGCGCACAAUGUUUUCGAAAUGGAACACUUUCCCCUGGUUUCUAUAUCCAAUGAAAAAGUUCUUAAUUAUGAAGUUGGGUCCGCAGAGCGGAAAAGCCUAGAGCACGAGCUUUUAAAUGUACUCAAUAAGGUGGAGCGUGUGCCGAUCUUAAUUGACGGUGAAAUCUAUAGUGGCAAUCGAGAAACUAAUCAGGCUAUACCCUUUAAUUGGAAGCAGCCGAUUGCCCGUUAUGAACAAGCCCAUCGAGUGCUCAUCGAAUUGGCGGCUGAAAAGACGUCACGGGCCCAAGAAACGUGGGAUAAAAUCAAGCUUGGCAAACGAAUGGCCAUUUGGAACAAAGCAGCAGAACUUAUCGCUGGAAAAUAUAGAUUCAAGAUUAUCGCUGCCACCAUGCUUGGCCAGGGUAAAACGGUACGUCAAGCAGAACUGGAUGUCAAUCCGAUCUUUCUCCGUAAUCUGGCCAACUACGAACCGCUUAACGAUCAGCCUGAGGUAUGUCGCAAUCAUAUGCGACUGCGCGGGCUGACUGGAUUCGUGGCUGCAAUAAGUCCCUUCAACUACACUAGUCUGGCCGCUAAUUUGGCUUUUACUCCGGCCCUAAUGGGUAACGCUGUAAUGUGGAAGCCAUCAGAUUCAUCGAUUUUAUCCAAUUGGUUUGUGUAUCAGGCCAUGCAGGAGGCAGGCUUGCCAAGUGGAGUGGUUAACUUUAUUCCCGCUGCAGCCACUGACUUUGCCACCGUGAUCACACAACAUGCCAAGUUGGCGGGAAUUCAUUUCACUGGCACUGCGAGUGUGCUGAAGGUCCUCUGGCAACAGGUCGCUCAAAAUAUUAGUGUAUUCAAUAACUAUCCCCGUCUUGUGGGCGAUUGUGGUGGCAAGAAUUUCCAUUUUGUACAUGCGUCUGCAGAUCCGGCGGCAGCUGUAGCCUGCACCAUACGUGGAGCUUUCGAGUAUGCCGGCCAGAAGUGUACCUCUUGCUCAAUGCUGUAUGUUCCCGAAUCACUGUGGAAGAGCCAAAUCAAAGAGUCCCUUCUGAAGAUCACCAAAACUCUGUUUGUCAGCGAUGCAACCUAUUGUGACUGCUUUUACUCGGCUGUAAUUGAUAAGAAUGCUUUCAAACGAAUUCAAAUGUUUUUGAAGUACAUAAACGAUAAUCCCACUUGUGAGGUACUGAUGGGUGGCACGUGUUGCAAGAAACAAGGUUACUAUGUUGAUCCAACCAUUGUACAGAUAACCGAUCUAGAUGAUCGCAUAUGCAAGGAUGAGCUACUGGCCCCCAUUCUAUGUGUACAUGUCUAUCUUGACUCUGAAGUUAGACAAACAAUGGAAAAGGUUGCUAGGGUUAAUCACGGAAUAAUUGGCUCUAUAUUUGCAAACGACACACAGUUCAUAAAAGAGGCCAGCGAUACGUUUAAGUUAAAUGUGGGCAAUCUGAAUAUCAAUGACAAAUGCACCGGCUGCACGGUGGGAAAACAACCAUUUGGUGGUGGUCACAUCACAGGAACCAAUGACAAAAUUGGCAGCCCGCAUUCUUUGCUACGUUGGACUUCGCCACAAGUUAUUAAGCAAUCUUUCGUUCCCCACGUCAAUGUAUACUAUCCCUACAUGGAGAUCAGUGAUAGAAUCAAAAAUAUAUGUAAAUUAAAGCAAAGUGAGACGCCCGAGGAACAAAGUAAUGUGCAUAAGGAGCAAAGUGUUGGGCAAUUGGAGCCAAAUGCAGAAUUGCUUAAUGAACAGAAUAGCAACAUAAUUUAAAACGUUAUCUUUUGCAUAUGAAAUUCUUAUGUGUCACAUUUCGCUUACUAUAUGUUGCUGAAGAUUUAGGGUCAGAUAAAUAAAACUUAAAAAAAAUAUUAA